CACAAAUCUGACUUCCUUCUGUCAUUCAUUUAUUGGGCCGUAGCCAGGAGACUGUGCUGGGUCAUGUUGUAAUCAGCGCAGCUCACACACAGCUCCUGUCCCAGCAGGAUAUACAUGUAGCAUCUGACUAAGUCACAGAUGACCAUCAUGGACAAGAAGAGGACGCAGAAGGUGUUUAACCACGCUCUAGAGAUCAUCUGUGUGCUGACGGGGGAGGUCCCUGUCUUGCAGCGCCUGGUUAGCUCUAUAAUGAUGAAUGAAUUGACCAAUGAUAAGAAACAAAUGGCUCAAAAAAUAGUAAAUCAUGCGCUAGAGAUUAUCUACCUGAUGACUGGAGAGGAAUCUACUGUUGUGAAAAAGAAUUUCCCUCAAAGCAGCAUUCACAAGUUGACUGGAGAGGUUCCUAUAAGAUGUGGUGAUGUUGCUGUCUUCUUCUCUAUGGAGGAGUGGGAGUAUUUACAAGACCAGAAGGAGUUUUACAAGGAUAUCAUGGUGGAGAAUUGCCAUCAUUUCACUAGCUCAGGGCACCUUGGUGAGAAUCUAGACAAUGAACUAACGAACGAAAUGGAUAUUCAGCAGGUGAAGAUCAAAGAGGAAUCCUAUCCAGAUUAUUUACUUUGCAUGGAUGAAUAUAUGAGCUGGAAUAUAUCAGUAGAUAUACACACAGCAGCCUAUACAUCACGAAAGAUAAUAGUGGACCAUACUGGUCUCCCUCCAGAGGUUCAGUUAGGUGUGGAAGGAAACUCACCUAAGGCAUCAACCUCCUGUGAAAAAGGGAAUCUUCCAUCUACUGUAUCUUACGACUUAAACCAAAACAUUAGCACUUUAAGUAAAGGACUUGUUCAUAGCCUCAACAAUGUGAGAUCAAAAACCAACAUGAAGAGAAAAACAACUUGUACAGAUCACCAAGCUAAAGAGAAACCUCAUCGUUGUACGGAAUGUGGAAAAUGUUUUGCUUUCAGAUCUCGUCUUAUUGUACAUCAGCGAACACACACGGGUAGUAAACCUCAUACGUGCAAUCAAUGCAAUAAACAAUUUGCUUUCAAAUCUCUCCUCCUACGGCAUCAGAUGUCGCACACUGGGGAGAAACCUCAUAGUUGUAACGUAUGUGGUGGGAACUUUAGUUCUAAAUAUUAUCUUCUUACCCAUCAAAGAAUACAUACGGGAGAGAAACCUCAUGGGUGCAGUGAAUGUGGAAGACACUUUGUUAAUAGAUCUAACCUUGUAGCACAUCAGAAGUUACACUCGGGAGAGAAGACGCAAAUAUGCGACGAAUGUGGUAAAUCCUUUGCCUCAAAAUAUUAUCUUAUUUCACAUCAACGGACGCACACAGGGGAAAAGCCUCAUAAAUGCAAUGACUGUGGGAAAUCCUUUGCUUAUAGAUAUCACCUUACUAUACAUCAGAGAUCACAUACAGGAGAGCAACCAUAUCAGUGUAACGAUUGUAAAAAGCGAUUUACAUUCAAAUCUCACUUUAUAAAGCAUCAGCGAUUACACACGGGGGAGAAAGCGUAUACGUGCAAUGAAUGCGGAAAACACUUUGCUGAUAAAUAUCAUGUUGCCAUACAUCAGAAAACACACAGUGGGGAGAGACCUCACGGAUGUAAAGAAUGCGGGAAAUAUUUUGCUAAUAAAUCUAAUCUUGUUGCUCAUCAAAGAGCGCACACUGGUGAAAAACCUUAUACGUGUAAUGACUGCGGAAAACAGUUUGCUAACAAAUCCACUCUUGUUGCGCAUAAAAAAAUGCAUACGGGAGAAAUGUCUCAUAAGUGCGAGGAAUGCGGAAAACAGUUUGUGAACAAAUCGAACCUCGUCGUACAUCAGAGAUCUCACACUGGGGAGAAACCAUUUACUUGCAAUGAAUGUGGAAAACACUUUGUUAAUAAAUCUAAUCUUGUUGUCCAUCAACGAUCACAUACAGGGGAGAAACCUUAUGGGUGCAAAGAAUGUGAAAAACGCUUUGUCAACAGAUCUAAUCUUGCUGCUCAUCAGCGAUCACAUGCUGUGGAGAAAAAAUAAGAUAUUUAUUUUCUUUCAAUUGGAUUACACUUUAUAGCAAACUAAAGCUUCAAAAUGAAGCAGCCUAAUCCACAGCAAACGAGAGCUGGACAGUAUCAGUCAUCAGUAUCAGACGUUUAUUGCAGAAGGGUGGAGAAUUCUAGUAUUAUGAGUUUAAUACAUUUGAUAUAUUUAAGUAAAUACUGCAUGUAUGACAUGUAUGAACAGUGUAAGUACGUAAUACAUUUUGCAUUUGUGCAAUAAAAUCUUUUAAUAAAGAUUACUCAAAAAAACAAAAAUGUAACUCCUUGUAAGAGUUCAGCUAAUUUAUGACAUUGUUAAACAAUCUAAUUUUCAUCAUGUGAUUUUUAUCCUUAGAUGGUAUCGGCGUACGGAUGGAAAAGCUCCAUAAGUUAAACGUUUGAAUCGCUAUUUAUUUAGUGUGUGAUAAUAAAAACGCACAUCACUCUU
Bombina bombina (fire-bellied toad) is the source of this 2469-nucleotide messenger RNA. Its product is annotated as zinc finger protein 436-like. Bases 139 to 2019 code for a protein of 626 amino acids. NCBI's taxonomy places the organism in Eukaryota, Metazoa, Chordata, Amphibia, Anura, Bombinatoridae. The transcript is spliced from 7 exons. Gene Ontology annotation, biological process: negative regulation of transcription by RNA polymerase II. The record is from RefSeq and is a predicted model, not a curated record. Gene Ontology annotation, molecular function: DNA-binding transcription repressor activity, RNA polymerase II-specific.